AUGGCUCCACCAACUGACACUUCACUCAUGGAGAAGAUGGAAAAAAAACUACACAGGUUCUAUGUUCCACUUUGGGUGAGGCGAGGGCGAGAGGACGGCCGCUCGGCGCUCGCUCGCUCGCCGCCAAGGCGAGAAAAUCAUCCCCGGGCCGCUCCACCUCCGUCUCUGGAUCGCGGGCCCCCACAUACGGCGCUGGCCGCGACGGCGCAGCAGGAGAGGAAGAGCCCUUCCGGCGCGAUCAGAGCACCUGAUGCUCGCCACGUGUCUACGCGGCACGGGUCCGUAUCACGGAUAGGAAGAGAACCCUGCCGCCGCGAGCCCGCGACGCGAUGCGCCUCCCGGUUUUCGUUUGAGCCCCCUGCAGUCCCCCCACCAGACGGGCGAAACCAACUCUGCGGCAGAGGGCAGAGAGGGUUUUGGAGCAGACAAGCCUGGCUCUUGUUCUUCCUCCAUCUCUUCCCUCGCCUUGCGCGUGUUGGCGGCUGCGUCCGCGAGGCCGCCGCGUCUGGCCGGAUGGUUCGUGCGGCCGUCGUCGCCUUGCUCGCCGUCGCUGUGCUCUUGGCCUGCUUGCCGCCCGCCGCCGCCUCGUCCUACCGGGGAGCAGCGGCAUUGCGACGGCUCGAGACAGCGGCGCCGAUGGACACCGCGCCGGGCUUACAGGAGAAGGCGGACGUGGCCAAGGGCGCGGAGGAGGACCUGAGCACGACGGGUUUCGGCGCGGAGUCCGAGAGGGAGGUGCCAACGGGACCGGACCCCAUCCACCACCACGCCCGGGGGCCAAGGCGGCAGUCACCUUGAUCAUGGCGCGCGACACGGCGGCGGAGGAUCCUCGCUAGCUUCCUGGAAGUUGUGGUCUUGAUCAGUCGGGCAUGAACCGGAUUCCACGAUGAUCAUGCUGUUUCUUUGUUGUUGACUGUAAUCUGUGAUGCACUUUUGGUUUCUAAAUUCCAUUGUUGUAGUAGGGGAAGCAGCAUCUACCUAUCAACUAUCAUCAAAACCUUGUUUUGGCAUGCCAAUUAGAGAAAGGGAAUACAACGCAAUUCAUAAUAAAGGGUGUACAAUGAAUUCCAUGUAUGAGUUGUUCUUUCCCUGGUAAUAUUGUCAGUUUUGUCU
This is a messenger RNA of Sorghum bicolor (sorghum), 1113 nucleotides long. RefSeq lists its product as uncharacterized. The transcript is spliced from 5 exons. The record is from RefSeq and is a predicted model, not a curated record. Gene Ontology annotation, molecular function: receptor serine/threonine kinase binding. The coding region runs from base 1 to 798 and encodes 265 amino acids. Lineage: Eukaryota; Viridiplantae; Streptophyta; Magnoliopsida; Poales; Poaceae.